CCUUCAUUAAGCUUGAGCUCUAGAGGCUUCAGUGAGGAAAGCGGUUCCGCUCCUAGGCUUCCAAUGCAAAGCAGCAGUCCGAUGGGUUGAGGACAGAAGAAAGCUGCUACUUUCUCAUCUACCUUCCACCUGGUGGACCUGGGCCUCGUCCCUGGGACAAGGAUGGUGGGUGCAAGGGCAGUCACAGGACCCAGCGCCUCCCCUAGCCUGGCACAGCAGCGCAGCAGAGUCAGCAGUGUUACAGUGAAUCCCUCCUAUCAGGUGUCCUGCUGUGGCCCUGCUCCCUGUACCAGCUGUACCAGCUGUACCAGCUGCUGCCCCUCUACGUGGCUGCCUCUCACAGAGUCCACUUGUAGCCGGCUAUUCUACAUCCUUCUGCAUGUGGGGGCCUCAGCAGUCUGCUGCCUCCUGUUAUCAAGGACAGUAGUUGAAAGGGUCUGGGGCAAGGCACAAGGAAUCCAGAUGCCCUCAGGGCUGUGUGCCCACCUGCUUGGCCACUCUGAUUGCCCAGUGUUCAGCGGCUCUGGGGCUGUGUACCGAGUAUGUGCAGGAAUUGCCACUUUCCACCUGGUGCAAGCUGUGUUGCUGGUCCACCUAGACUCCCCCACCAGCCCACGGGCACAGCUACAUAACAGCUUCUGGCUCCUCAAGUUUCUUUUCCUGCUAAGUCUCUGUGCUGCUGCCUUCUGCAUCCCUGAUGAGCAUCUCUUCCCAGCCUGGCAUUACAUUGGCAUCUGCGGAGGCUUCACUUUCAUCCUGCUACAGUUGGUGCUUAUCACAGCCUUUGCCCAUUCCUGGAACAAAAACUGGCAGACAGGUGCAGCCCAAGACUGCAGCUGGUUCCUGGCAAUGCUGCUGGCCACCGUGGGCUUCUACAGCAUGGCAGGUGUGGGAGCUGUGCUCCUGUUCCACCACUACACACAUCCGGCUGCCUGCCUGCUCAACAAAAUGCUGCUUGGUCUGCACCUUAGUUUCUGUGGGCUCAUCUCCAUCCUCUCCAUCACCCCCUGCGUCCGCUUCAAGCAACCCCACUCUGGUCUUCUACAAGCCUCUAUCAUCAGCUGCUAUAUCAUGUAUCUGACCUUCUCUGCACUGUCCAGCCGUCCUCCAGAGAGAGUAAUCCUUGAAGGACAGAAUCACACCCUGUGCCUGCCAAGCCUAAGUAACAUGGCACACCAGACACCAGACACCAACCUGGCUCUGUUGAGUGCUGGCAUUAUGUAUGCUUGUGUGCUUUUUUCUUGUAAUGAGGCUUCCUACUUGGCUGAGGUAUUUGGGCCUUUGUGGAUCAUCAAGAUUUAUAGCUAUGAGUUCCAGGUGAGGAUAGAGAGCUCAAUAAUACCAAGUCCCCCUUCUCCCAACACACCUACAGACAGACAGACAGACACACACACACACACACCCUACCAACCUCUACCCAGAAUGCUCAGAUUCUAGCUGCUAUUUCCUUUUAUUGAAUACCCACAAUGUGCUAAGCACUGUGCUAGAUACUUUACAUACAUAAUCUCAUUUAAUUUAAUCCUCACAACAACCCUGUGAGGUAGGUAUUUGCUCCAUUUCACAAAUGGAGAAAUCGAGGCACAGAAGAUUAAACAUCUUACCAACGAUCCCAAAGCCAGUUAUAUGCUAGAGCUGGAAUUUGAACCCAUGUCUCUACACUUUUACACCAGACUCAACUUUUCAAUGAAAGGGAGUUUCCUAGAU
Messenger RNA from Choloepus didactylus (southern two-toed sloth), 1704 nucleotides. It is a transcript of the gene SERINC4, whose product is annotated as serine incorporator 4. The coding region runs from base 163 to 1437 and encodes 424 amino acids. The record is from RefSeq and is a predicted model, not a curated record. Gene Ontology annotation, cellular component: membrane. The transcript has 10 exons. NCBI's taxonomy places the organism in Eukaryota, Metazoa, Chordata, Mammalia, Pilosa, Megalonychidae.